UUCCGUUGAGGUGACGUGUCUGUCUGCGUUUCAUUGGGUGAAGACUAGCGCUGCUCUUUUUCCUCAGGUUUAAGUGAGUAGAGGUGGAUUUAGCUGCCCAGGGGUCAACAUGAUGCGAUUUAUAACAGCGAUUUUGGCUCUUUGUCUGGGCCUUUGUGCAGCUGAGACUUGCACAGACCCAGUCAUCUCUCCGUCUUCAUACACGACGACAGACGCGCUCAUCUCCUCCGAGACCGUGUUCAUCGUCGAGCUGAGUCUGGCGUGUGCUAACGGAGCUCAGAGUGUUGCUCUUUAUGCAGACGUUAAUGGCAAGCAGUUUCCUGUGACCAGAGGCCAAGAUGUUGGCAAAUACCAGGUCUCAUGGAGCGUUCCUCAUAAGCAGGCCAGCUCAGGCACAUAUCAUGUCAAAUUCUUUGACGAGGAGUCUUACAGUACUCUUAGGAAGGCUCAGAGAAACAAUGAAGAUGUUGAAGCCAUCAAGCCUUUGUUCUCCGUCAAUGUGGAUCACAGGGGUGCAUGGAGUGGUCCCUGGGUGUCCACGGAGGUCUUGGCUGCUCUGAUUGGCAUUUUGGUCUACUACCUGGCUUACAGCACCAAAAGUGCAAUCCAGGCUUGAGAUGAGAAGAAAUUCUUCACCACACUGUUCAAACUGGUCUCGAGGCAUUCCCUAUUCUGACAUUUAAUAUGCAGAUUUUAGUGCCAUGGACAAACACAAGACUGGUUUGUUGGGAAAAAUAUCAUUAUGGACAUUAAUUAUAACACCCAAAGUUGGUGUUAUGUACUUUUUUUUUUUUUGCAAACUCAAAUUAAAGAAAUACAACUUUUCAUUUGUGCUAUUAAAAUUAAACCAUCAUCAUAGUCCAGUUAUCUUGUGUGAAGUGUCCCAAAUAUCGAUGAAAUUCAUUGACUAUGGGAAUAAAGAAUUUUCUCAGUU
Molecule: messenger RNA, 934 nt
Organism: Carassius carassius (crucian carp)
Lineage: Eukaryota; Metazoa; Chordata; Actinopteri; Cypriniformes; Cyprinidae
Product: translocon-associated protein subunit delta-like
Exons: 6
Coding region: 110-616 (168 amino acids)
Cellular component (GO): membrane; endoplasmic reticulum; endomembrane system
Source: RefSeq, a predicted model, not a curated record